AUGCAUGAAGUGGAGGAAAAGGCCUCUGGAGCUGAAGCAGGAUCAAAAUCGGAGAUGGGGAGAGAUAAAUCCAUAGCCGGACAGAGCAGUGAGAUCCAUGAGAUGCCAAUCCUGGAAGAACAUCACGAAAGAAAGUGCAGGAAUAAGAACCCUUUGGCUGAGGAAACAUUCCGUUGCAAGUUCAUUGCUAAUGUACCCAGCAAAACAGAAACCGGGGAGAAAGCAUUCAAGUGCCUGGAGUGCGGCAAGAGCUUUCGUAACAACCUCAGUUUGAAGGCGCAUCAAAAAUCCCACACCGCAGAGAAGCUCUAUAAAUGCUCGGGCCAGAGCAACAGGUUUCCUGAUAAGUCAGGUCUUAUUAGGCAUCAGCAAAUUCAAGCAGGGGAGAACCCAAAUAGAUCACUAGAACGUAGAAAGCAUUCCAGUAAUAGGGGGAAGCCUGCCAAACCCCAGUCCAUUCACUCAACCAAGAAACCACAUCAAGCGGGGAGAAGCGGAGAGGGUCUCAGUCAGCACAAGCAACUUACGUCACAACCCGGAACCUGCGAAGGCGAGAAGGCGUGUAAAUGCACAGAAUGCGGGAAGGACUUCAGAUACAUUUCAGCACUGGAUUUACACAAAAGGACCCAUUCAGGAGAGAGACCGUACCAAUGCUCAGAUUGCAGCUGGAGUUUUUCAGACAAACAAACGUUUGUUAGGCACCUGAGAAUCCACACGGGGGAAAAACCGUAUGAAUGCGUAGACUGCAGAAAGACCUUCCGUUUGAGUUCACAACUCAGCGUACAUCAAAGAACUCACACGGGGAUAAAACCAUAUAAGUGUCUGGAGUGUGGAAAAAGUUUGACGAGUAGCGGAGGCCUUAAGUCACAUCGAAGAAUUCACACAGGAGAGAAACCUUAUAAAUGCUUGGAGUGCGGAAGGAGUUUCAGGCAAAGGACUGGCCUUGCAUCUCAUCAAAGAAUCCACACAGGGGAGAAAAGAUACAAAUGCCCAGUGUGUGGGAAGAACUUCCGAUGGAGCACAGCUCUCACUUCCCAUCAAAGAAUCCACACAGGGGAGAAACCGUACAAGUGCUUGGAGUGUGGGAAAGGUUUCCGCUAUACCUCACACCUUGCCUCACAUCAAAAUAGUCACACUGGAGAGAAACCGUAUAAAUGUGAUGAGUGUGGAAAGUGCUUCAGUCAAAGCUCAGGCCUCAGCUCACAUCGAAGACUGCAUGUUGGGGAGAAACCAUAUGAAUGCUCAGAGUGUGGAAAGAGCUUUAUAGCGAGCUGGUCUUUAGCUACCCAUCAGAGGAUACACACAGAGGAGAAGCCGCACAAGUGCUUUGAGUGUGGAAGGACCUUCAGAUACCGCAUCAGCCUACAGGCACAUGAACGGACCCACACAGGAGAAAAACCGUAUAAAUGCCUGGAGUGCGGAAAGAGCUUCAGGCAGACUACACACCUUAGUCAGCACCGAAGAAUUCACACAGGGGUGAAGCCAUACAAAUGUUUGGAAUGUGGGAAGAGCUUCCGUGUGGGUUCAGGCCUUAAAAGUCAUCAAAGAAUUCAUACAGGAGAGAAACCUUAUCAGUGCUUGGUAUGCCAAAAACGCUUCAGCCAUCGUGGACAUCUUCUUGAACAUCAAAAAGGUCACACUGGGAAGAAACCGAAUAAGGCCUCUUGCUCACUCACAGCUUCCCGCAGAAAAACCAAGCAGUGA
Heteronotia binoei (common prickly gecko) is the source of this 1704-nucleotide messenger RNA. RefSeq names its product zinc finger protein ZFP2-like. Lineage: Eukaryota; Metazoa; Chordata; Lepidosauria; Squamata; Gekkonidae. Bases 1 to 1704 code for a protein of 567 amino acids. The record is from RefSeq and is a predicted model, not a curated record. The transcript has a single exon.